AACAAAAUCAGAGCUCCAAAGUGGCUAAAAUGCCCAUAGUUCACAUCCUUUCUCUCUCUCUCUCUCUCUCUCUCCUCUUUUCUGUCUGUCUCUCUCUGUCUCUCUCUCUCUCUCCCUUUCUCUCCAUAUAUCUUCUCUCUCUCUCUCUCUCCUCUUCGUCUUUUCUGUCUGUCUCUCUCGGUCUCUCUCUCCUUCUCCCUUUCUCUCCAUAUAUCUUCUCUCUCUCUCUCUCUCUCUCUCUCCUCUUCCUCCUCUUUUGUGUCUGUCUCUCUCGGUCUCUCUCUCUCUCUCUCUCUCUCUCCCUUUCUCUACAUAUAUCUUCUCUCUCUCUCUCUCCUCUUCCUCUUCUCUCCUCCUCCUCCUCUUUUCUGUCUGUCUCUCUUUCUCUCUCAAUUGUUUAAUUUAUCCCUCUUCUCUCGUGUCUUCUCUCUCUUUCCCAGUUCUACAACUUUCCACAACUCUCUUUUUUUUUAUUUUCUCUUACUUUGCCUUUCUUUCUACUUCUCUCUUUUACAAUACAUCAUCCCUCUAACACUUUCCAAAUUUCCUCUCUCUCUCUCUCUCUCUCUCUCUCUCUCUCUCUCUCUCUCUCUCUCUGUGCACUGUGUGGAGUAGAGGUUGAGAGGUCAGUGUUGAGUGAGUUGAGGUUAGACCCUCCCUCCCAGCCUGGUGGUAAGAAAGAGGUUGGCUGGAAUGUUUGGUUUCAGUCCGUCAUCACAGACGCCCGGUAGCAUGAGUGCACGCACACACACACACACACACACACACACACACACACACACACUUGAUCUCACACACACACACACACACACACACGUUCUGUGAGCACACGCUCCCAUGACACGGAGGCAGUAGACUGAAUAGAUCGCUCUGAGAGCUGUGUGUGAGUUCGGGUGGAUUUAUGUCGUACACACAGGAAGUUUGUAGUCUAUUUUUUAUGAGAAUUUCGACUUGGACUUUAUGCACCAGGAAAAUGCGUGGAACUGGACCUGGAAAUACAGCUUUCUAGUAAGCUGUCAUCACUGAAGUUUCGGGAAGCGUUCAGCCGGGAGUUUACGUCGCGGAUGCGAGUGUAUCGUUCUGGAGCCGUCCGAAAUGAUCGUGGUGGACUAUAUGGAUGAGAAUGAGGAGUAUUUUCAGCGCCAGGCUUCGCAUCGUCAGUCCCGGAGGAGAUUCCGCAAAAUCAACCAGAAGGGUGAAAGGCAGACCAUCAUCGACACGGUGGAGCCGUAUCAAGCGGGCAAGCCGCCCAUAACCCGCGGGUACCACACGCUCCCAGCGGACUUCAGCAGGCUUCACCUGGCUGACGGGAUCCACCCGCAGGUGACCCACGUCUCCUCCAGCCUCUCAGGAUGUAGCAUCACCAGUGACUCUGGGAGCAGCAGCCUGUCCGACAUCUACCAGGCCACAGAGAGCGAGCCAGGCGACAUGGACCUGAGUGGCCUGCCCGAGACCGCCGUCGACUCCGAAGAGGAUGACGAUGAGGAAGACAUCGAACGCGCCUCCGAUCCUCUCAUGAGCCGAGAUAUCGUCCGUGACUGCCUAGAGAAAGACCCCAUGGACCGCACGGAUGAUGACAUCGAGCAACUGCUGGAGUUCAUGCACCAGCUGCCGGCCUUUGCUAACAUGACCAUGUCGGUGAGGAGGGAGCUGUGUGCGGUCAUGGUGUUCGCCGUCGUCGAGCGAGCCGGAACCAUCGUCCUUAACGACGGCGAGGAGCUGGACUCGUGGUCGGUGAUCCUGAACGGUUCGGUCGAAGUGACGUACCCCGAGGGCCGCACCGAGAUCCUCUGCAUGGGCAACAGCUUCGGCGUCUCUCCCAGCAGGGAGAAAGAGUUCAUGAAGGGCGUGAUGAAGACCAAGGUGGACGACUGUCAGUUUGUGUGUAUAGCGCAGCAGGACUACUGCUGCAUCCUGAACCAGGUGGAGAAGAACAUGCAGAAGGUGGAGGAGGAAGGGGAAAUCGUCAUGGUUAAAGAACAUCGCGAGCUGGAUCGCACCGGCACCAGAAAAGGACACAUUGUCAUCAAGGGCACGACAGAGCGUCUGACCAUGCACCUGGUGGAGGAGCACUCAGUGGUGGACCCCACCUAUAUUGAGGACUUCCUGCUCACCUAUCGCACCUUCCUGUCCAGCCCCAUGGUGGUGGGCAGGAAACUGCUGGAGUGGUUCCAUGACUCCAGCCUCAGGGACAAGGUUACACGGGUAGUCUUGCUGUGGGUGAACAAUCACUUUAAUGACUUUGAAGGUGACCCUGAAAUGACGCACUUUCUCGAAGAGUUUGAGAACAAUCUAGAGAGGGAGAAAAUGUUUGGGCACUUAAGACUGUUAAACAUAGCUUGUGCUGCCAAAGCCAAGCUGCGGGUGGUGACUCUGACUAAGCCGUCACGCGAGGCUCCUCUGGCCUUCAGCCUGCUCGGUGGCUCAGAGAAAGGCUUCCGCAUCUUCAUUGAGAAUGUGGAGCCGGGCAGCAAAGCUGCAGAGGCGGGCCUCAAACGUGGAGAUCAGAUCCUGGAGGUGAAUGGGCAGAACUUUGAGAAUGUACAGCUGUCCAAAGCAAAUGAGAUCCUGCGCAACAAUACACAUCUGUCGAUUACUGUGAAAACAAAUCUCUUGGUGUUUAAGGAGCUUCUGGCUCAACCUGAGCACGACCAAGAACCUGACCACGAUGAAGAGCUGGACAGGAAGAACGGGGCGCCCCACAUUCCCAAGAUCGGGGACAUUAAGAAGGCGAGCCGUUACUCCAUUCCAGACCUGGCUGUGGAUGUGGAGCAGGUGAUGGGUCUGGAGAAAGCAAGCAAGAAAGCCAAGGCCAACACAGUGGGUGGGAGGAACAAGCUCAAGAAGAUCUUCGACAAGACUCUCACCAGCAUUCUACCGCCAAAGCCGUACAAUGAUGUUGGUGUAGGCCAGUCCCAGGAUGACAGCAUUGUGGGAAUGAAGCAGUCGAAACAGAUCCCUCCUGCUCUUCCGGUCAGCGGAAACUUAUCGUCCAGUAACCCCGACCUGCUGCAGUCUCACCAUCGCAUACUCGACUUCAACAACCAGCCAGACAUGUCGGACCAGGUGCUGCGCGUCUUCAAAGCUGAUCAGCAGAGUCGUUACAUCAUGAUCGGCAAGGACACUACAGCCAAGGAGGUCGUGGCUCAGGCCAUCCGGGAGUUUGCUCUGACCGCCGCCCCUGAAGCUUAUUCGCUGUGUGAGGUGUCCGUCACACCCGAGGGUGUAAUCAAGCAGCGCCGGCUUCCUGAGCAGCUCUCCAAACUGGCGGACAGAAUCCAGCUCAGCGGCAGGUACUACCUGAAGAGCAACAUGGAGACGGAGACGUUGUGCUCAGACGAGGACGCCCAGGAGCUUUUGAGGGAGAGCCAGAUCAGCCUGCUGCAGCUAAGCACGGUGGAAGUGGCCACGCAGCUCUCCAUGCGUGCCUUCGAGCUCUUCUGCGCCAUCGAGCCCACCGAGUACAUCGAUGACCUCUUCAAGUUGCGGUCGCGCUCGUCCGGACUUUCCAGCCUCAAACUCUUCGAGGAGUCCAUAAACCGAGAGACCUUCUGGGUGGCCACUGAGGUGCUGAGGGAACCCAACCAGCUGAAGCGCAUGAAGAUCAUCAAGCAUUUCAUCAAGAUCGCCCUGCACUGCCGCGAGUGCAAGAACUUCAACUCCAUGUUCGCGAUCAUCAGUGGUCUAAACCUGGCGCCCGUGUCCAGAAUGCGAGGGACUUGGGAGAAACUUCCCAGCAAGUACGAGAAACUCUUCAGUGACCUGCAGGACCUGUUCGACCCGUCCAGGAACAUGGCCAAGUACCGAAACGUUCUCAACAGCCAGAAUCUGCAGCCGCCAAUCAUCCCUCUUUUCCCCGUCAUCAAAAAAGACCUCACCUUCCUCCAUGAAGGCAACGAUUCAAAGGUGGACGGCUUGGUGAACUUUGAGAAGCUGCGUAUGAUCGCUAAAGAGAUCAGACACGUGGGUCGGAUGGCAGCCGUGAACAUGGACCCGGCGCUGAUGUUCCGCACCAGGAAGAAGAAGUGGAGGAGUUUGGGUUCCCUGAGCCAGGGCAGUGCCAAUGCUGCUGUCCUGGACGUGACUCAGACGGGUGGGCAUAAGAAGCGUGUAAGGCGGAGUUCCUUCCUCAAUGCCAAGAAGCUGUACGAGGACGCACAAAUGGCACGCAAGGUCAAGCAGUACCUGUCUAACCUCACACUGGAGACCAACGAGGAGAGCCUGCAGACGCUGUCUAUACAGUGUGAACCCUCCAUAAGUACACUGCCUAAGAGCUCAGGGGACAGGAAGAGGCCGGACACCUCGCCCGUGGUAGCGCGAGCUGCCCUGCACCCACGCCAGCAGCUCCAGAAAUCCAACCAGGCCCUGCAGGUGCCCACUGUCGCCCUCUACCCAUCCCGCAAGAAGGUGCCGGUCAAAGACCUGCCACCGUUUGGCAUGAAUUCUCCACAGUCCCUGAAGAAGAUUCUGUCUCUGUCUGAGGAGGCGACUGAGAGACACAGGAAGCAGACGGAAGAUGCUGUGUCUAGCACUUCGUCUCCUCCUACGUCUCCUCGUAGCUCCCCAAAGAAAGGUUUAGGAAGAGCGAGUGAUAACCUGUCAGACUCAGGCCACAGUGAGAUCUCUUCUCGCUCCAGCCUGGUCAGUACGUCCUCUCUGGACAUGGGCCAGGACGAGCGGCGUCUCCGAUAUGCGCACGCGAUCAGCGACGGUCACACCGGUGGGCACGGAGGUCACCGGCUCGAGCGUAGGGCUACAGCUGACCCGGACCAGUACAGUCUUGGCUCGUACUCGUCGGUGCAAGACUGGCGCGGCAUGUACGCUAGCACGGCCAUGCCUUCGUCGCCGAGCUCGGAGGAGUUAAGUCAGGAGCAGGGCGACCGCGUCUCCUUGGACGCUGCAGACUCGGGACGGGGCAGCUGGACGUCCUGCUCUAGCGGCUCGCACGACAGCAUCCAGGCCAUGCAGCAAGGCCGGAGCUGGGAGGCGCUGGCCGAGGGGGCGGGGCUGUGGGCCGGACGAGGCAGCUGGGCGUCGACCUCGUCGUGCUCGUCCUCGUCGGCAGCGUGCUGGGGAGACGAGUCCGAAGGAGACACGGGAACUAUCAAGCGGAGAGGAGGUAAAGACGUCGGCACCGACCCUGACACCUGCAGCAUCACUUCUACAGGAUCGGAGGAGUCUAAACAGCAGAGCCGCCGGCCGUCUCCCAUCACCGCCGGCACGACCAAGAGCAGCCUGCCACGCAAAGACGGCCGAUACCGUGAUCCCCCUCCCACUCCUCCAGGCUACACGGCUCUAUCCAUCUCGGAGGUGACGGAGGGGACGACGCACACGACCAGGAGGCCUCCGGACUACACCACGGCGCUGCAGCGCUCCCGCCUCGUUACGCACUCGCCUAAACCGGGGACCGAGCGUGAGGGAGAGGAAGACGAGGAGGAGGUAGAGGAGGAGGGUGAGUGCUUAUCUCCCAAACUCAGAGAUCAGAGGAGGAGAGGUCCACACACAGCAGUGCCCCCCAAGCCAUGAGUCACACACACCACUCUGGCAGGCAGAGGAUGAGCAGGUGUCCGCUGUGUGAACAGACGACACUUUCCUUAUUGUUCGGCUCUCGCUGCAGUAACUGAAGGCCUGAGAGGCCCGUUAAAGGCAGACAGCCAGCCAGCCAGAGCAACCAAUCAUCACCUCGAUGCCACUGCCUGUCUCUCUCCUGAUUGGUGGAUUCAUCUCCCUUCUCUGCCUUAAAGCGUCAUGAGGGGUUUUUAUCACCCUGCAUGCUAAAAUACUGUGAAGAAAGGAAGAGAACGUUCGAAACGAAUAAAUUACCUGGCACUUUGGAAAAAUCGAAUUAUUUCGCUUAAAGUAGUAAACAACAAGAAGAAGAAGAACUCGAACCUGAAUUCA
Messenger RNA from Ictalurus furcatus (blue catfish), 5901 nucleotides. It is a transcript of the gene rapgef2b, whose product is annotated as Rap guanine nucleotide exchange factor 2b. Gene Ontology annotation, biological process: small GTPase-mediated signal transduction; positive regulation of ERK1 and ERK2 cascade. Gene Ontology annotation, molecular function: protein binding; guanyl-nucleotide exchange factor activity. Bases 1096 to 5526 code for a protein of 1476 amino acids. The transcript is spliced from 26 exons. NCBI's taxonomy places the organism in Eukaryota, Metazoa, Chordata, Actinopteri, Siluriformes, Ictaluridae. The record is from RefSeq and is a predicted model, not a curated record.